GGUUAAAGAUCACCGAGCAGCGGAUCGUCUCCCGGUAGUGGCUCGGCGGGCAGCGCUGGCUCCUAUCUGUCAGCUCGCUGUGGAUUGUGGGAGUCGGGGACACUGCCCUGCUCGUUACCGGAGAAGGGGAGACAUUUUCCGCUGCGCUCCGUUUCUAGUCUGACGCUGGUUGCAUCGUCAGCAUCAUGUCCAGCCGAGGAGGAAAGAAGAAGUUGACCAAGACGUCUCGGUCCACUAAGGCCGGCGUCAUCUUCCCCGUGGGCCGGAUGCUUCGCUACAUCAAGAGGGGGCUGCCCAAGUAUCGCAUCGGGGUGGGAGCGCCCGUCUACCUGGCCGCCGUGCUCGAGUAUCUCACCGCUGAGAUCCUGGAGCUGGCCGGUAACGCAGCCAGAGACAAUAAAAAGGGUCGGGUAACGCCGCGACACAUCCUGCUGGCCAUCGCCAACGACGAGGAGCUCAACCAGUUGCUGAAAGGUGUGACCAUUGCAGCAGGCGGAGUUCUGCCCAACAUCCAUCCAGAGCUGCUGGCCAAGAAGAGAGGCGCCAAGGGCAAACUGGAGACGCCCGUCUCUCCUGCACCCGAGAAGAAACCCAAGUCAGUCAAGAAAACGGCAGCUAAGAAACUGAGCGGGAAGAAGGCAGGAGGGAAGGCCAAGAAGCAGGGCGAGGUGAGCAAGGCAGCGUCGGCAGACAGCACCACAGAGGGAUCUCCGGCCGACAGCUUCACCGUUCUCUCCACCAAGAGCCUCUUCCUGGGUCAGAAGCUCAACCUCAUCCACAGCGAGGUCAGUAACUUGGCUGGCUUUGACGUGGAGGGGGUCAUCAACCCCACCAAUGCUGAACUUGAACUUAAAGACGAUCUAGGCUCUGCUCUGGAAAAAAAGGGAGGGAAGGAGUUCACUGAUGCGCUGCAGGAGCUGAAGAAGAAGAACGGCCCUCUGGAGGUGGCUGGCGCCGUGUUGACCGCCGGCUUUGGUUUACCCGCCAAGUACGUCAUCCACUGCAACAGUCCUGGCUGGGGCUCCGAUAAGUGUGAGGAGCUGCUGGACAAGACGGUGAAGAACUGCCUGGCUCUGGCCGACGAGAAGAAACUCAAGUCUGUGGCCUUCCCCUCCAUCGGCAGCGGAAGGAACGGUUUCCCGAAGCAGACGGCGGCCCAGCUGAUCCUGAAGGCCAUCUCCAGCUACUUCGUGGCCACCAUGUCUUCCACCAUCAAGACCGUCUACUUCGUGCUGUUCGACAGCGAGAGCAUCGGCAUCUACGUGCAGGAAAUGGCGAAGCUGGAGACGAGCUAAAAGUAGGGAAUAUUCGCCUCCUUGUCCCUCUUCCCCCUGAUUUUUUCCUGCAAGGAGAGAGGAAACGAGCGAUUUGUUAAAUAUGAAGAGAAGAAGAAUCUUUCUAAAGGCCGGGAACUUGAUUUUGCAUUAUGUUUGUAUUUUUCCUAUAUUGUUUUUAAUUUCUUAUUGUCACCUCUGGCGUUUAAAUGUACAAGUGCACUGGUCAUUCUUGCGGUCUUUUAAUACACACAGUGCCACACAAAACAGAAUAAUCCAGCGAGCGAGAAGACUCACUGUAAGAUUUCAUUUUCAGGAUAUAUACGGUAAAAAAAAAAAAGAUGUUAUAAGACGUAGCUACACCUCAAUUACAAGGCUUCCAAAGAAGUCCGAUAAAUACGGGUUAAUGCAUGUAAAGGCAGUAAAGAUUUAAAAAAAACACAGAUAUUCUCUUUUCUUUUGAGCUCCGUAACACAAGACACGUAACUGUGUGUUUUCGUUUCAAUCCAGCGUUUUGGACAUCUCUGUUGUUAAUAGUUCUGUACAAUGAAAAGGUAAAGAAUUAAAGUUCAGUUUUGGUCUUCAGGAGACGCAUAGAACAGAAUAAUGGAAAGAGUUUUUGUUUUUGUGUUGUGUGUUGCAAAUUGCUCUUUUUGCCUUCGUUUGUGAGGCAAAAAGUGUUUUCGUAGUGUUCUGCAGACACCUUGAAUUUCCAAAACGACACGUGAUUGAAAAGAUUAAUUAACAGGAAAGUGAAAAUGAUGAUGUACACCGUCUGUCAAAAGUUUGAGGACGCUUUCUCAUUCAUUUGAAUGAGAAAGCGUCCUAAAACUUUUGACAUGGGCUGCACCUUUGAUGCGGAUGUUGUGAGUUUACACUGUAAACCGAACAUCUGUUGGUUAUUUACAGUUAAAAAGUGAUUAAUUUUUAAACAAGAAUUGGAGAUUGGAGGUCUUCGCAGUGCACCGAUGAUUUAUAUUGUGUGUUCCUAUAAGUGUUUAUAUAGAUGGGGUAUUUGUGAAAUGUUAUAGUAAAAUAUUGGACUGUAACAUAGAUUUUUAUUUUCUAUUUUAAUUUUCACACUGAUUCUAAAUGGCACAGGAUUUGAAAGAAGAAAAAAAAGUCGUAAGAGGUUGUUUUUUUUUGUGCGUGUUUCUGUCUUUGUUAAGCCAUAAAACGAGUGUGCUCAUGUUUUCGCUGGAGGCUCUCUGCUGUUGCUUUUGGUUUUGCUCGUCCAUUCAGCCGCCACCAGAUGGCUCCCUGUAAUCAGCAAUUGGACUUCUCAUCUCAGCCAUUUUCUGUGCAGCAGCAGCAGACUUCUUCACACAGACGCUGGUCGAUUUGAGUUGGAUUUGAAUUGGAACUGAUGGACGUAUAUAUAUAUAUAUAUAUAUAUAUAUAUAUAUGAGGAACCCGGCUGCUUUGCUGCAUUUGGACUUUUCGACAGCCUAACUUUCUUAUUAUAAAAAAAAAAAGAAAAAAUUAAAUGCUUUCUAAAGAAUUGCUACAAUUGAAGAUUCUACAAAAGGUCUGUACACACUCCGGUAAUAAAAUACCUUUAAAAACA
Molecule: messenger RNA, 2841 nt
Organism: Acanthochromis polyacanthus (spiny chromis)
Lineage: Eukaryota; Metazoa; Chordata; Actinopteri; Pomacentridae
Product: core histone macro-H2A.1
Exons: 9
Coding region: 186-1295 (369 amino acids)
Cellular component (GO): nucleosome
Molecular function (GO): DNA binding; protein heterodimerization activity; structural constituent of chromatin
Source: RefSeq, a predicted model, not a curated record